Triplophysa rosa is the source of this 5792-nucleotide messenger RNA. RefSeq names its product diacylglycerol lipase, alpha (gene dagla). Gene Ontology annotation, cellular component: postsynaptic membrane; dendrite membrane. The record is from RefSeq and is a predicted model, not a curated record. Gene Ontology annotation, biological process: lipid metabolic process. NCBI's taxonomy places the organism in Eukaryota, Metazoa, Chordata, Actinopteri, Cypriniformes, Nemacheilidae. The coding region runs from base 497 to 3778 and encodes 1093 amino acids. The transcript is spliced from 20 exons.
AACUGGACUCCAGAAUCGCAACGACGGUGCUCGUAUGGAAAAAAGAUCGUAGCGAAGAUCUACACAGUCAAUUUCACUGGGACCUGCUGCUGCUGCGGGCGGUGCUGGAGCGGGACACACACAGCACGAUUUUACUACGGAAACGACGCGGCCAAGCCCGGGAUUUAAACGCCAGUGUGCGCGUGACUGAAUGCGGUUUUAUGGGAAUAUGGAGCGGAUGCCGACGCGAGGCGCGCUUGGAGAGGCGUGAAACGUAUCGAUGACGGAGUGUCAAUAGAACGGAGGCGAUCGAUAUCAAAUGAAAGAUCCGUUUCUGGACCGGCCGCGUUGAACACGUACGCACACGGUUUUGCAGCGAGCGGACGGGACGCCGCAUUAACAGGUGCUCUGAGACCUGUAGCCGGCUCGGUUCUGCGGUUCUGCGGAGGAUGGGAGAGAUCAGAGAGUCCGUGCACAAGAAGGUCUCGGGAAGACGCGGUCACACUACAGGGCAGUGAUGCCGGGCAUGGUACUGUUUCGGCGACGCUGGUCAGUUGGCAGUGAUGACCUGGUGUUGCCGGCUUUCUUUCUGUUUAUAGUACACUGCAUAUGGCUGGUGGUUCUGUCCGUGGUUCUCUUCGGUUUGCCGUACAGUUCGGAUCAGUCAUGCUCGGUCACUCUGGUGGACCACGGUCGCGGUUACCUCGGCAUCCUGCUCAGCUGUCUGAUCUGCGAGAGCGCCAUCAUGUGGCUGAGCAUGAGGGGCAGCAUCUUGUACACGCAGCCCAGAGAAGCGGUGCAGUACGUGCUCUACAUACGGCUGGCCAUCCUGUUGGUGGAGCUGGUUUACGCCGUGGUCGGCAUCGCCUGGUUGGUACAGUAUUACCAGCCAUGCCCUGACAUCACCGCCAAGAACCUUGCUCUGGGAAUCGUGGCGUGUAAUUGGUUAGUCAUCUUCAGCCUGUGUUUCACCAUGAUGUGCACUUUUGACCCUACUGGACGGACCUUUGUGAAGCUGAAAGCGACACGCCGCCGUCAGCGUAACCUCACAACAUACACCCUCAGACACAGACUGGAAGAGGGUCAAGCCAGCAGCUGGAGCCGGAGACUCAAAUUUUUCAUGUGCUGCACAAGAGCACAAGAUACACAAUCUGACGCUUAUUCGGAGGUGGCCAGCCUGUUCGCCGAGUUUUUCCGGGAUCUGGACAUUGUGCCGAGUGACAUCAUCGCUGGUCUGGUACUCCUGCGACAGAGACAGAGAGCCAAAAGAUCAGCCAUCCUGGAUCAGGCAAACAAUGAUGUUUUAGCCUUUCUCUCCGGAAUACCUGUAACCCGCAACACUAAGUAUUUGGACCUCAAGAACUCGGCUGAGAUGGCCAUGUAUAAAGAAGUUUGUUACUACAUGCUGUUUGCCAUGGCGGCGUACGGCUGGCCCGUCUAUCUGUUAAGAAAACCAGCGUGUGGACUCUGCAGACUCGUCAGCACCUGCUCCUGUAAUACGUCAGUUUCGGGUUCUCGUCUGUCUCAGUCGGUAACCGUGGAGGAGGACAACUGCUGCGGCUGCAACGUUCUUGCAAUCCGACGGCAAUUUCUGGACCGAGACCUUAAAGAUGUUCAAAUCGUCUACACAUCCUGGCACGAUGCGGUUUAUGAGACACCCUUCUUUGUAGCAGUGGAUCAUGCGAAGAAAAAAGUCGUGAUCAGCAUCAGAGGGACGUUGUCGCCCAAGGAUGCUUUGACGGAUCUCACAGGCGAUUCAGAGCGCUUGCCCGUGGAGGAGCAGCACGGCACGUGGCUCGGACACAAGGGAAUGGUUUAUUCAGCCGAGUACAUAAAGAAGAAACUAGAACAAGAGAUGAUUCUCUCUCAGGCCUUUGGGAGAGAUUUGAGUAAAGGGACGAUGCACUACGGGCUGGUGAUCGUGGGUCACUCGCUGGGCGCCGGUACGGCCGCCAUACUCUCCUUCCUCCUCCGGCCGCAGUAUCCUUCACUGCAGUGUUACUCGUAUUCUCCUCCCGGAGGCCUCCUCAGUGAGGAUGCGAUGGAGUACUCCAAAGACUUUGUCACCUCGGUGGUUUUAGGAAAGGACCUGGUGCCGAGGAUUGGCCUGUCUCAGCUUGAGGGAUUCCGCCGGCACCUUCUUGGAGUCUUACAGAAGAGUGAGAAACCAAAGUGGCGGAUCAUUGCUGGCGGUACGAAGUGUAUCCCAAAAUCAGAGCUGCCAUCUGAUGACGAAGACCCUGUAUCUCAGGGCGUGACCCCCUCUAACUCCCGUCUGUGGCUGCAUCCCAGCGAUCUGAGCAUCGCCCUGUCCGCCUCCACUCCUCUGUACCUUCCGGGACGGGUCAUCCACGUGGUGCACAACCAUCCGCCCGAGACGUGCUGUGGUCAGGAAGAGCCCACUUACUCAGCUCUGUGGGGGGACAACAAGACUUUUGAUGAGGUCAUCAUUUCUCCGGCCAUGCUGAAUGAACACAUGCCUCAUGUGGUGAUGGACGGCCUCAACAAGGUGUUGGAAAACUAUAAUAAAGGGAAAACGGCUUUAUUGUCUGCUGCUAAGAUCAUGGUCAGUCCUACAGAAGUGGACCUGAAUCCAGAAACAAUUUUCCUCGAUGCUUCUAAUUCACCGCAGCCCACCCCCGCCACACACCACCGCAGAAACAGUAGUGUCCGUUCCUGUGCCCGCUCCGAGAUCUCACUGGAUGGCUUCUCGGAGUGUCCGCCACCUCUGGUGCCCGUGAUGCUCACUGGAGCGCGUGACCAAUUAGCCGUAGACCUUCGGGAGCGGAAAGCCCCCCUGGCCCUCAUGGAGAGUCUGUCUGAUGCUGAGUCCGUCUAUAGCUUAGACUCCAGAAGGUCCUCCGCCGCCCUGAGAGGCUCCCCCUGUCUAGGAAGUCUACCUUUCCCGUUGGACGCCACCAUCCCAGAAGAGAACCCUUCGCUUAGCUCCCGCACAGAGCUGCUGGCCGCAGACGGCUUGAGCCAGGACGCGGCAGACCAUGAGCUGGGGGAGGAAGGUCCUUAUUGCCCUACCCCUCCGGAACUGACUGUACCUUCCAACGAUGCCCAUCAUGUUGAUAUGCGCAACAGCGGCCACUUCGCUUCCCUUUCACUUGGACACACUCCCGGAGAUCAGCCGGCCGGCCAGGGCGUGAACUUCCGCCCAUCUUCAGAAAAGUCUGCAGCUUGUCAGCCAUCAACAAUCGUUUGCAUUCAAGAAUCCCACCCUGUAGCAUCCCGGACUGGUUCGACGCAAGAAAGACUUAGCGAAAUGACUGAGGAAAAAGAGGAAGAUAGAGGGAAAGAGGUCAAAGUCGAACUUGAAAGGGGCCUGUCCCAAACUCAUCCACCAGUUCCGCCAUUGUCCAAUGGAACCCCCAGUCAGGCGGUCCUGGAGUUCGCACAGUACCUAGACUCACUAUUUAAACUCGACGGCAGCAGCUCUCCGCCUCUUGACUUGUCCGACGCGGAAUCUGAGUCUGGACGGGGAUCUUACAGCCAGGCUGAGGGAAACCAUGAGGACCAGCGUGUAAAAAGCACCUCAGACAAGGAUAGGCAGCUACUGGCCAGAGCGACUAUAGAGCCCAAUUUGGUUCCCAAGCCCCCUCGCACCUUUGCGGGCUCAGCUGACCCCUCUUCUGGCAUCUCGCUUUCUCCAUCCUUCCCACUCUCCUCCUCUGGAGAACUCAAUGAUCUCUCUCCUCCCGAUGGGGUGCUACCCGUCAACCAUACGUCUGCUCUACGAACUUCUGCUGCUAGCCCCAAUUCCAAGGAAACAGUGUUGGCUUCGAUGGUUUAGUGUCCCACGGUCAACCUCAACAUAUCGUUACUUACAGUUUCUUUUCUGCAAACUUACAGUGGCUCCACUUUCUGGAUUGUAGAAACGUGCAUGUGUAGUAACGCAUUCAACCCAGACUUGCGCAAAGAGUUCAUAAAGAACAGAAGACCUCAUUUUGUACUAUUAUUACGCAUAUCUCUUCUGAAUCCGUUGUGUUUUGUGCAUCACCGUUACAAAGUGUCCUACAUGAGGUGCUGUGCGGCUCCUUCCAACACUAAGGAUGCUGCUAGCAUGUAAAGAGGCUUGCACAAAUUACAUUUUGAUUCAAUGUUUUGGUUACGGUUAUGUUUACAUUGACGCCACAGAACACCAAGCUAUCACAAAUGUUGGGAGUUCUAAUAAGGGAAAUGCUGGGAUGGGUAAAAAAGGGACCAACUUAAGAGUUGUGGGGAGGGCACACACAACAAGCUCUGUGGACUUGAUACCCUCAGGACUUUCGAGAAUGAAGAAUGGGACGAAGACGUCUCGGUUGAAGGAUGACUAAUAGCAAAAAUACAUUUCGUUGGAUUGUACUUUUUCAUUUUUUAAAUGGAAGAUUGUGUGGAAUGUCCUGCUGAGUAUGUGUAAUCGGUGGCACCAAUGGUUGGUGAACAUCUACGAGUUAAGAUUGUCUCUUGAUGUGCAUGAGAAAAUAAUGUACGGUGGUGUAAAACGUUUCAUUUUGCUAACUUUUCUCAUGUCUGAUUUACAAAAAUGUAUUAUUUAAGCAUGCAAGUUUUAUAUCGUUUUUAUUCACCCUAUUGCCAAAAACUAUAUUGAGUUAAAUGUUAGAACUCUGUGAAAUUAAUAUAUGGUAAUAAUUCUUAUUUAUUUUUUACAAACCACUGCCCAGAAAUGCAAAUGACUUUAAAAAGGGGUACCAGGCUUGCACCAAUCACAAAACGCACCCUUUAAAUGGCUCGCCUGAACGCAGUUCAGGAAAGCUCUCAUGUCACUCAGUAGGUAUGGGUAUGACGUAUACAAACGGUAGCAAAAUACAGUAAGCAUAGAGAGAUUUUUAGGAGAUCUCAUCUGCAUUUUUCAAAAAGUCAUUUCGACUGUUGUUGCUAUAUUAUAAUAAAUAAAUAGUGGUUUAUCUCAACAGCAAAGUAUUUUAAUAACUUGGACAUGCUUUUUAUAUAUCGUUUCAGGCUGGAGUGUUUGAGCUUUGGGUGGUUGUGUGAAAAAGUACAGUAGUGUGUCACCACACAGCUCUCGGAGCAAGUCACAAAUGUGUCGAGUAUUUUAGUUUGUGUUUUUGUUUCAAAUAAGAGCGUCCGAUUGUCAUUGCAUGUAAUAAUUUUAAUUUACAGGUUAUAAACUAAGUUUUGCAUGCGACAUACAGUAAAACCACACACGUUACUUUUUUGGGUUUGCUCUCUUCCCUGAUGUAUAAAGGUAAGUUACAUGGAAUACAAAGCAAAGUUUUGAACUAAAACCGCUACUCUUCUAAAUGAAUUGUUAUCUUAAUAAGCUGUGACUGCUGUACUUUUUCACAGGGUCGUAUAGCACUGCCUUUUAACGUGAGUGUAAAUACUGUCUUGUUUUCAGUUGUUGUGUUUAAAAAAGAUAUAAAUCAAUGGAACUAUGAAAAAUCUAUCAUGUAUCAUAGUGACUUUAUCUCAAAUGUAUAGCUAUAUUGAUAUAUAUAUAUAUAUAUAUUGAUAUAUAUAUAGAAAACGUAUGACUAUUCAGGAAACAUGAAAAUCUGAUACUGUGGCCAUAUAUCUACUUGAGAAAAUAUAUAAUGAGAAAAAACUUAAUGGAUGUCAUGACCCUGCCAGUCUUUACUUUGAAGAAUGAGAAUGUAUUUAAAUGCACACUCUUACACUGCCCUGCCUGUUACAGAAUAAAUCAUACAGAUCUCGAACUGAAUUCUGUUUCUUUUGACUUUAUUUAUUAAGCGUAACACUGUCAAAACCGAUGUAAACAAAAACUGUUACAAAAAAGUUACUAAACAGUGGUGUUAAAUUAGAGGCUUUAUUUAGUCUAUGUU